Messenger RNA from Leopardus geoffroyi (Geoffroy's cat), 1947 nucleotides. It is a transcript of the gene MARCHF3, whose product is annotated as membrane associated ring-CH-type finger 3. The transcript has 6 exons. The coding region runs from base 397 to 1158 and encodes 253 amino acids. Gene Ontology annotation, molecular function: ubiquitin-protein transferase activity; zinc ion binding. The record is from RefSeq and is a predicted model, not a curated record. NCBI's taxonomy places the organism in Eukaryota, Metazoa, Chordata, Mammalia, Carnivora, Felidae. Gene Ontology annotation, biological process: protein ubiquitination.
UAGCCUCAGCUCCGCGGUCCGCCUCAUUCGCUAAGCUGGUCCACGAAUUGUCAACGCGUUCGGGCGGCUGCUGAGCCGGGGCGCCCGCCGGGCUUGUCGUGCUCCCUCGGAGGUGCCUUCCCGAACCAGUGUGCCGGGUCCGCUAGGGCCAGAACGGUCGCCGGUUCGGGGCAACUUGGGAUUCAGGACCCUCUGCAGGGGCGUCGGUUUGUGAUCGGGACUCGGCGAGGAGGAUGGGCAAAUCGAUGUGCAGGGAAGUCAAGUCACUUAUCCAAAACCGAGCCCUGGUAACUGGUGGCAAGAGCCAGUAUUCAAAACCGUGUGCCUGAUUCCUAAGCUCAUGGAAAUCUUGCAUGAACGUGGAAGCCAUUAGCAGAGUAAUUGCUGUCUGUUACCAUGACAACCAGCCGCUGCAGUCACCUGCCGGAAGUGCUGCCAGACUGCACCAGCUCGGCUGCGCCCGUGGUGAAGACCGUGGACGACUGUGGCAGCCUCGUGAAUGGGCAGCCGCAGUAUGUCAUGCAAGUUUCGGCCAAGGACGGGCAGCUGCUGUCAACAGUAGUGCGGACUCUUGCCACCCAGAGCCCCUUCAAUGACCGGCCGAUGUGCAGAAUCUGCCACGAGGGCAGCAGCCAAGAGGACUUGCUCUCUCCCUGCGAAUGCACAGGGACCUUGGGGACAAUUCAUCGGAGCUGCCUGGAGCACUGGCUGUCAUCCUCAAACACCAGCUACUGUGAACUCUGCCACUUCAAGUUUGCAGUCGAGCGCAAACCCAGGCCGUUAGUGGAGUGGCUCAGAAACCCAGGCCCCCAGCAUGAGAAGCGGACUCUGUUUGGAGACAUGGUGUGCUUCUUGUUCAUAACUCCACUGGCCACCAUCUCGGGCUGGCUCUGCCUGCGGGGCGCUGUGGACCACCUGCACUUUAGCAGUCGGCUGGAGGCCGUCGGACUGAUUGCACUCACUGUCGCACUCUUCACUAUUUACCUCUUUUGGACACUAGUGUCAUUUCGAUACCACUGUCGAUUGUACAACGAAUGGCGUCGGACCAAUCAGAGAGUGAUUCUCCUCAUUCCAAAGUCUGUCAGCGUACCUUCUAACCAGCAGUCCCUGCUGGGCCCCCAUUCUGUCAAGAGGAACUCAAAGGAGACCAUUGUUUGAGGCUUGUGUGGUUGGUCGGUUGGCUCGUUGUUUGGGGUUUGGGAAGUCUCCGCACGGGGGCCAUGCACUGAGCCACUCCCGAACCCCUCCUUAAGCUGUGGGUCUCAGAACACCCUGAGCCUUGUGAGCACAUCGCCCCAGCAACGGACUCAGCCGGAAGAGAGCAGAUGCUGUUUGACUUCAAAUCAUGGAUGCUGCAAUCACGUGAUACUUGCUCAGCUGCCAAACAUGCUUAUUUAGCAGAUACUAUGUGGGAUUUUCUGAACACCUCUUUAACAUAUGAGGAAGGUUGUCCUGCUAAAGAUGCAAUUCAAUGCUUCCUUUUUUAUUACUAUUUCAAAUAUAUAUAUAUAUAUAUAUAAGUAUAUAUAUUAAAGUCAGAUGAUAAUUACAGUCGAAAAAGCCAACGUUACAACUGGUUUCUUGGUUUGGAUGAGUUUGGUUUGGGUUAGUUUAUGCGUUUCCCAGUUUCUACUGUAGAUUCUUUGGGGGUAAUUUGAUAACUUGAGUGGUCUUUUUCAUUGCCUUCUUCUCUCUCACUCAAGGGGACAGCGUAAUGGGUACAGAACAAGGCCUAUUUGGAGGAUGUUUUGUACUAAACUUCAUUUAUUCCGUUUUCAAAGGGGAAAAAAGGUGUGGCAACUCUCCCUACAGUGAACUGUUUAUUUAAAUUUCAUUAAGGAGGGAAAGAAAAUUAUGGCGAGAAGCAGGCUCCUUUCGAAUUGUUUGAUACUGCCAGCUGAUAAAAGCUAUUUUCUAAUAAUAAAUAUCCAGUGUGUGAAAGACAAA